Rana temporaria (common frog) is the source of this 3053-nucleotide messenger RNA. RefSeq lists its product as uncharacterized. Lineage: Eukaryota; Metazoa; Chordata; Amphibia; Anura; Ranidae. The record is from RefSeq and is a predicted model, not a curated record. Gene Ontology annotation, molecular function: phosphoribosylaminoimidazolesuccinocarboxamide synthase activity. Gene Ontology annotation, biological process: 'de novo' IMP biosynthetic process. Bases 16 to 2988 code for a protein of 990 amino acids. The transcript has 16 exons.
ACAGAGGCUGGCAGUAUGGAGAGAGCGGCGCCAUGGACGGAGCCGGAGGUGCGGGCACUGAUCGGGAUCUGGUCGGAGGAGAGUAUCAGGCGGCAGUUGCAGGGCACUCUGAGGAACAAGGGGCUCUUCAUGUACAUCGCCCUCCGCAUGAGGCAGCUGGGCAUCUACCGGGACUGGAAGCAGUGCCGCUCUAAGUACAAGAACCUGAAGUACGAGUACCGAGCCCUGCGGAGCAGCACCCGGGAGCCCGUCCACAAGAUCCCUUUCUAUGACGAGCUACACGCCAUACUGGGCACGGAGAGCGUCCCACAGGGGGGCACUGAGGCCGGGAUGAAGGAGGAGGAGCCCGGGCCGGAGACACACACAGAUCUGCAGAGUCCUGAAGGAGGUAACGGUGAUGUGCUACUUGUACCAGCUGUCCACAAUGAGGGAGGAAAGCAUUGGUCUGCUAGGGAGACACUAGCACUCAUCAACAUUUGGUCUGACAAGAGUAUAAGGGGGCAGCUGAAAGGAACUGUCAGGAAUCAGAAGAUUUUUGAGCACAUUGCAAGUCUUCUUCAGCAAGCAGGGAUAGACAGAGACUGGAGGCAGUGCCGAACUAAGUAUAAAAAUCUGAAACAUGAGUAUGCUGUGGUGAAGAAGGCUCAUGAUUCUGGGAAUCGAUGGAAGACAAUGAAAUAUUUUAAAGAACUGGAUGCUAUUUUAUCAGGCAAACCAUCCGGGUACAGAAAGAUUAACAAUGACAAACCAUCAUCACUGCCAUACCCGAGACCUGUCCCUGCUGCUGUUGCUGCUGACUGUCUGCCAGGUCACAUCUCUGAAAUUCCAGAAGAAAACCCCAUGGAUCAUAAUACUCCCAGCAUAAAGCAGGAGCUUAAUUCCAUUGGCCAAUAUCAUGAAAUAGAGGAACAUGCUUUGCCUACUAGAGGAAAUGCUGUAGAGACCCACAUUAAAGAAGAAUCUGCAUCUUUAGAUGACACCCCAGAUGAUCCUGACAAUGACUUCAAAAUAGUGACUCCAAAUGACACAGGAGGGGGCAGGAACUGGAGCGAUUAUGAAGUCCAAUCUCUGCUGCACAUCUGGUCAGAUGAGAUGAUAUCCCGUCGGCUGGAUGGCACCUUCAGGAACAAACAGGUCUUUGAAGAGAUCUCACUCAGACUGAUGGAGUUUGGGAUCAACAGAGACUGGAAGCAGUGCAGAAGAAAGUACAAGAACCUAAAAUAUGAAUAUCAUUGCAUUCAAAAAGACGAAAACAAUGAAAACCAACGUACAAUGAGGCAAACAGUAAAAUUCUUCAAUCAGAUUGAUCACAUAUUGCGACAUUUUCCAAAAGUUACAGCACAGGUUGCUGAAAAUGAACCAUGUGGUAGUGUCCCAAACCAAGCAAUCUGUCUAGAGGAGUCCAGAUCAUUUAGUGGAGCACAGAACCUCUCAGAAGAAGAAUGUUUAGCGACGCUCAGUAAUCAAGCAUUAUCUGCACUAAAGCGAAAAACCUCCCCCAAUGAACUUCAUUGUCCAGAUCAAAAGAAGCAUGCAUGGAUCCACACGCCAACAAAACAGUCAUAUCAGGACUCGUGUGAAAUACCUUCAGCAGUAAAACUGAUCAGCCGUCCUCAGAGUCAUGACAGUCCUUGGGAGCCUCGGCCACCAGGCGGUGUAUUAGGACAGCCAGGUGUAAAUGACCAGGGAGAAGCGUGCAUCAGGCUGAGGAUGGAAGCCGUCUCAGAACUAAGACUUGGCAAGAAGAUCUGUGAGGGCAAAACUAAAGAGGUGUAUGAGCUGCCCGAUCACCCAGGAUGUGUUCUCAUGCAGUCCAAGGAUCAGAUCACGGCAGGGAAUGCUGCCAGAAAGGACCACAUGGAGGGCAAAGCCUCCAUCUCUAACAAGACCACCAGCUGUAUCUUCAAACUGCUUCAAGAGGCCGGUAUCAAGACUGCAUUUGUCAAGAAGUGUAGUGAGACAGGAUUCAUUGCCACCCAUUGUGAGAUGAUUCCUAUUGAGUGGGUAUGCAGGAGAAUAGCCACUGGCUCCUUCCUCAAGAGAAAUCCUGGAGUCAAAGAAGGAUACAAGUUUUAUCCCCCCAAAGUAGAGAUGUUCUUCAAGGAUGAUGCCAAUAAUGACCCACAGUGGUCUGAAGAACAGCUAAUUGCUGCAAGGCUUUCUGGUGCUGGCCUUGUGAUUGGUCAGGCGGAGGUGGACAUCAUGAAGCAUUCCACAGUGGCCAUCUUUGAGAUUCUGGAGAAGGCAUGGUCUACACAGGAUUGUACCCUGGUGGACAUGAAGAUUGAAUUUGGUGUUGAUGUGACCAAAAAAGAGCUUGUUCUUGCUGACGUGAUUGACAAUGACUCGUGGCGUCUGUGGCCUUCAGGAGAUAAGAGCCAACAGAAGGAUAAACAGACCUACCGGGAUCUAAAAGAAAUCACCCCAGAAACAAUGCAGAUGGUGAAACGCAACUUUGAGUGGGUUGCUGACAAGGUGGAGCUCUUACUGACCAGCAUGAGUCAAGGAAGGGUGGUUGUGCUGAUGGGUUCCAUUUCUGACUUGUCGCAUUGUGAGAAAAUCAAGAAAUCCUGUGCAAACUAUGGCAUUCCAUGUGACCUCAGGGUGACUUCUGCCCACAAGGGUCCUGAUGAAACUUUGAGAAUCAAGGCUGAAUAUGAAGGAGAUGGCAUUCCCACGGUGUUUGUUGCAGUUGCUGGCAGAAGCAAUGGCUUGGGUCCUGUUCUUUCUGGAAAUACUGCAUAUCCAGUAAUUAACUGCCCCCCUCUUACGGCUGACUGGGGGGCUCAAGAUAUCUGGUCUUCCCUGAGGAUGCCCAGUGGUCUCGGAUGUUCUACAGUUCUGUCCCCUGAGGCAGCAGCUCAGUUUGCUGCUCAGAUAUUUGGCUUGAACAAUCAUUUGAUAUGGUCCAAGCUACGCUCCUGCACUCUGAAUACCUGGAUUUCUCUUAAACAAGCAGAUGUGAAGCUGAGAGAGUGCAGCAUGUGACACCCCCCUCUCCCUUUCCUAAGGCACUGUUCUGUCUUGCUUAAUUAAAGCACUUGGUUUUUCUA